AUGUUGAGAAGUGUAAGAUAUCUCAAUACUGCAGUCAAGGAUUCAACUAUCAAUGAUUAUUUGAAAGAUACCUUAAAAUUUAUAGUGAUACCACUUCACCAUAAUAUGAAUUUUAUCUAUUUUAAACAUACUAAUGACUUGCUUAAUAAGAAAUCCAAGCUGAUAGCGACGGAAAACUGGCUAAUUCAAAAGACAAUCAAAAUGUGGAACAAAUUAGAAAAAUCAGAUAAUAAGGUUAGUCAGAAAUUCGUUAAAUUAAUGCAAAGUUUAAUUGACAAGGUUUCAAUAGAUGAAAAGACAUUGAUGUCUAUACCGGGUGAAAGUUAUCUCCUGAAGAGAACAAAGGAAUUGGGACCGCUGACAAGUAAACAGUACAAAAAUUCGAACUCUCCUUUGAAAAUAAAGCUAAUCAAAGUAUACUAUCCAUCUAAUAGAAUAUCAAAGGUUGAUCUAACGAACAAACUGACCGCAUUGCACCAAAAUGGGCUGAAGUUGCAUCGAAGAAGAUUGUGGCAAUGUCUUAUAGGUAUACCGUUGACCUUUCCCAUUAUACUAAUACCGAUAAUACCCAAUCUACCAGGUUUUUACCUAACUUAUAGGGCAUACUGUAAUUUUAAAGCGUAUCUGGGCGCUAAACAUUUGAAAUCUAUCAUGGAAGACGAGCUACUUGAAUAUUCCAAUUUGAAGGAGUAUUCAAGACUACUUGCUCAAGACGCCAAUGUCAAUAUAGAUACCAUCACAAGACUAUUAGAAAUCGAUGAGCUGCAAAAAUUUCUAACGACACACGUGACGAAAAAUGAAAAGUCUUAA
Messenger RNA from Kazachstania africana CBS 2517, 810 nucleotides. It is a transcript of the gene MRX19, whose product is annotated as Mrx19p. The record is from RefSeq and is a predicted model, not a curated record. Bases 1 to 810 code for a protein of 269 amino acids. Lineage: Eukaryota; Fungi; Ascomycota; Saccharomycetes; Saccharomycetales; Saccharomycetaceae. Gene Ontology annotation, biological process: proton transmembrane transport; potassium ion transport. The transcript has a single exon. Gene Ontology annotation, cellular component: mitochondrial inner membrane.